CUUCUCUUUACCCUCGCUUUUGAUAGCUUUCUCAAGAUCUUCAUCUGUUACAAAAUGUCAUCCGUCCUCGCUGCUUCACGAUCAAGUGCCCACGUGCUGGCUAAGCAAGGUCUCACAUCGACCAGACGAAGCCUAGCCAGUGUUGCCAUUCAUAAUCCUUCAUCUGACUCGAAUGAGGCAGCCAAGUUCUCGUGGUCAAAGGCUCAGCCAUUCGAGCACACUCCCUGGAAGCAACCUCCCAAGACAAAGGGAACGAUCCGUUUCCUGGGCCCGACUAAGGAUGGCAAAACAGCGAUGUUGAAUUUCGAAAAGGGUCGUGAACAUGAAACCAAUUUCGGUCCCAGCCUGGAACGACAAGUCGACAUCACAGAUCUUCGCCACUUUGAGCCACGAACGAGCCUCCGUGAUGAGGGGGUCGAGUGGGUGCAUGCCCCCAGCAUCCUUUCUGAAGACAAACUUCUUGCAGCCCCUGGCGACGUCGAAGCUUUCGUUCGUGGCCCCUACUUCGAAGAGUGUGCUCAGAUCGUCAAGGACCAGACUGGCGCAUCCAAAGCCAUCCCAUACAACUUCAGACAUCGUCGUAUCGAGCAGAACACCAACAUCAUGGACCCCUAUAAAUUUUCAAACAAGCCGUUGCCCAACUUUCACAUGGACAACGACGCUGAGACGGCCGAAGCCAACCUUCGUCGUGUUCUUGGUGAGGAAGAAGCACAACGUUGGAUCGGAAAGCGUUGGGGUAUCGUCAACCUCUGGCGUCCGGUCGGAGAUGUCGUGCGGCAGUGGCCGCUCGCCUUAGUUGAUUCAAGGACAGUUCAAUAUGGCCGGGAUACUGUGCCGAUCAUCACCAAGCACAACUACAAGUCCCAUUUCACGGCUCUGAGGCCGCAAGAGCACUUCCGUUAUUACUAUGUCAGCAACCUUGCACCGGAUGAAGCUUUGUUGUUUGUCGACUACGACUCAGCACAGAAGGGUCGUGAGAAUGUUGUUGGAAUGGCUCAUGGUGCCUUCGAGGACCAUAAUGCUCCGGAAAGAUAUCCACGUCGUCGUUCCAUUGAGGUUCGAAGUCUUGUUCUGUACGAGGAUUAGAUUGAGCACAUAACAAAUGAAUAUAGAACCAGCAAGACGACUCCGGCCUUGUUUGUAUGGUCUG
This is a messenger RNA of Dissoconium aciculare CBS 342.82, 1150 nucleotides long. RefSeq lists its product as uncharacterized. Gene Ontology annotation, molecular function: oxidoreductase activity. Bases 55 to 1086 code for a protein of 343 amino acids. The record is from RefSeq and is a predicted model, not a curated record. Lineage: Eukaryota; Fungi; Ascomycota; Dothideomycetes; Mycosphaerellales; Dissoconiaceae. The transcript is spliced from 2 exons.